Molecule: messenger RNA, 2106 nt
Organism: Neoarthrinium moseri
Lineage: Eukaryota; Fungi; Ascomycota; Sordariomycetes; Amphisphaeriales; Apiosporaceae
Exons: 2
Coding region: 1-2106 (701 amino acids)
Source: RefSeq, a predicted model, not a curated record
AUGCACUCCGAGCCCGAGAAACCUCCCACAUGUCCGCCCAAGAUUUAUGAAAAGCACGGCCGCGAGAAGGCCGUAGACAUCAGCAUCGACGAGAUUGGCUCUUCGUCUUCUGGCGACAGCAGCAGCGACCUCGAGAGCAACCGGGGAGGAGGAGGAGGGCCCGACGAGAUGCCGGCCAGCAAGAAGCCGUCCUGGUGGUCCCGCUACUCGGGAUACCAGAGGCUCAGGACCCUACCGCCCAGCAGGACGCGCCGCGCCGUCUUCUUCGUGACGUCCGCCUCGGCCAUCACCGUCGUUGCGCUGAUUAUCUGGCUGCUGCGGACGGGGCAUCUCAACGGCCUGCCGCAAAAGGAAAACGUCAAGGUCACUAUAGCACAAGGCACGUACUUUGGCGAGGUCACAGCCAAAUCAGAUAAAUAUCCCCGGUCUGUGGAUGCAUGGCGGGGAAUACCGUACGCGCAGAGCACCGGCGGUGAGAAUCGGUUUCGCCCUCCCCAGCCGUUGUCAGACACCCCCACACCAGAUGUGGUGUACGAUGCCCGUUCCUUUGGCUCCGUCUGCGGAGGUGGUGGUGACGAGGAUUGUUUGAACCUGAACGUCUACAGGCCGCAUUUCGGAGCAGACCCGGCAGCCGAUGCACGGGACAUGGCGAAGCUGGGAGGCGAGGAUAAGAAGAUGCCUGUCGUCGUCUACGUGCACGGUGGAGGUUUCAACGGCGGCUCCGGAAAGGAGAGGAACAUGGCGAGCUUUGUGAGCUGGGCCGAAACCCCGACCGUUGGCAUCAGCUUCAACUACCGCGUUGGAGCGCUUGGCUUCCUGCCGAGCGCCUUGACUCGGAAAGAGGGUGCCCUCAAUCUCGGCCUGAAGGAUCAGCAGAUGCUGCUUGCUUGGGUACAGAAGAACGUGGCCAGCUUCGGGGGAGACCCGGAUAACGUCACUCUGAUGGGCUUGAGUGCUGGAGCGCACAGCAUCGGCCAUCAGCUGAUCUCUUACGCUCCGGCGAACAAGCUUACCUCGAGUGCGGCACCAUUCCACAAGGUUAUCAUCGAAUCCGGCGGACCAACAGCGCGUGCCGUUUUUGCUCCCACACAUCCUUUGCACGAGAAGCAGUUCCGAGAGUUUCUCGUCGCCUGUGGGUUGUCGGACACUCCUGACGAUGAUGUCUUCAACCAGCUUCGAGCACUUCCGCUGUCCAAGAUCAAGUCUGCAUCCAGCAGCAUCUGGAAUAAGUACAACGGUAGUUUGAGGUGGGCUUUCCAGCCGUCGAUUGACGGGCCGGGAGGCGUGGUUCCUGACUUGCCGCGUCAGUCUUGGGAGAAAGGCAAUGUUCUGCGCAUUCCGAUCAUGACGGGGUUCAACACUAACGAGGGUGCCAUCUUUGUUCCCGCCGGAGCAUCGGACUCAAGCGCUCUUCGCAAGCUUAUGGGUGGUAUUAUCCCAGCACUGAACGAAACCAGUCUGACUCUCAUGGAGAGCAUCUACCCGGACCCUCUCAACACUACUGAGGGCAAGGAUAUGUACAUCAUCAAGCCUCCCGGCGGGUUUGGGAAACAGUUCUGGAGACUCGAUGAUGCGUAUGCGCACUAUGCAUAUAUCUGCCCAGUUUUACAAACGGCUCACUACGCGUCGACUUCGGACUCGAAGUCACCUGUCUACGUCUACCACUUCUCCGCGCGAUCCCAGGCCCAUGGUGCCACUGAUCACGGUGACGAGGCUCCUGUUGUCGCUCACGAUAUGGCCGUGCUGUCCAACUUCCCGGGUCUCCUCAAAACGGCCGAUGCCAUGACCGGCUUCUGGUCCCGCUUUGCCGCCUUCGGAGACCCGAACUUGGUGUCUGCCGGCACCGCUUCAACAUCCGGGACGACAUGGCAGAAGUUUCAGAGUCCGUUCUCGAAUACAAGCGACAGCACCGCUGGCGACAAGGGCCGCGUUGCACUCUUUGGCGAGGGCAAUGAUGAACGCAUGCUCGCUCGCGGGCGCUCUGCCCCUGGCACCCCGUCACAAGUCGUCAGCCUGACGGAUCGGGAGUUGGAGGAGUGCCGGUACUGGUUUGACAGGGUGAUCUACAGUGAGGGUUUCGGCGAUGGGAAUGUUACUUUCACAUGA